CAGUGACAGGGGACAGGGGUGCAAGGGAGGUUCUGAUGGAGCUGAAAGUGCCUCCGGAACGUCAUCCAGGCCUCGGCAAAAGCCCGUGAAGUCGGCAUGCGCAGCCGCAACCGCGACCUCGGAAUUGUCAACUUAGAUACUCCAUCAAAUCUCUAUCGACAAUUUCCUUCCAUUCGCCAUACAGACCGAAUGCGUCGAUAUGUCUUCCGAUAGACUCCUCAGAACAGUUCUGCAGCAUUACCCGGACGUCCACGAUGCUGCAAAGACCGAGCAGAUCAUCGGGUCGACAACACAUCUCCUCACCGAGCUCACAAACCCUCUAAAUCUCGGCCUUCUCACGUCGCAAUUGUUAACGGCCCCUGCGAUAUGGUUCCAGCCAGGCGGCAUUCGCACUUCGGUUCGAGUUAUCAGCAUAUACAAUACUGCGGCCGCGCGCAUCCAUAACUAUGAAGUCGCUAAUCGCGAUCGGAAAGAACCCCAUGAGGGCGGUGGAUUGAGCUGCGAAGAAUGGACGCGCGCUGUCGUCAAAGGAGCGGACGACCGAUCGAGGCGAUGGCAGCAUCUUCUGGUUCUGACUGGUGUUCUUAUGGGAAUGGAGUCCAGCAAUCGGCAAUCUUUGUCGCGUGGCAUGAGGAAUACUCUUGAAGAGGCGGUAGUGAUGGCGGCAAAUCUGGCACUCGAGAGUCGCGACGAGGAUGGUCCGGUCGCAGGCGCAUCGGUUGUCAUGGCACUUAACUUUGCCUUUCCGUUGCUGUCUGACUUCCAUCGAAGCCUCAUUAACUGCAAUGCGCUGUUGCCUCUUAUUGUGUGGACGGUGACAGCUGAGGAGGGCUUCGGCCACGGCCAGUUCUUGGCGGCAGUCAGCUCCGAGGUUGUCGAAUCACCAAAUCACCUCCUCGCAUGGUCACCAAAUACGCCCUCGUUUCGAUUCAUUCAAGAACUGGAUAGGCGACCUACUCUAGCCAACAUGGGGCCGUUGGCGAAGCUUGCUGGGUACGCUGUUCAACAGGCCACAGACACACAGGCCGUGAUUGCCGCGCAAGACGCUCUUCUUGCCUUUAGCAGCCAGGUGUUGGAUAUGUGGCGGUUGAAUCGUUUGAGCGACAUAGAUCCAGCGCUUGAGGGUAAUGUGCUCACUCAGGAGACCAUUACAAGCACCUGGCCAGUUCUAUGGAACUUGCUGAGGAAGCUCAUGUUUGGGACGGUUGCUAUUCUGCAGGCGAUUGUCUCGCGAAGUCUUCUUGACCCGCGCAUGUUGAACGACAUAGCUGCUCCUGUCAUCGCGUCAAAGUCGCUUCGCAUAUUACGCAACAUCUUCUUCAUCUCCUCAAGGAACGGCAAUAGCGCGUUCCAGGUCUACAACUUUACAUAUCUCACUUCGAUCGACUCGAUCUCCCGGAGCGCCCCUGCUUGCCACAGGUUCCUCCAGGAAUUCCGACCUUCCGAGGAUGCAUCGACAUCCACUACAUAUCUGCAAAGAACAUUGGACCUGUUCUACCUUAAUCUAUCUGAACACUUACCACUUAGUCUGCCAACUGAUGCAUGCGACGCUCUAAUAAUCAAACCAGCGAUUGCAUACAUUUCUCAUGAAGGACCUACGACACAAAAUAUGGUUGAGAUCUUCGAAUCCGCACACAGCGCCAUUCUAUCAACCAUAUCUUGCCCCCAACAUAGCCCUCUCACCAUCGAACUUACACCUUUCUAUAUCGCUCUGCUGUUCAACUCAUUCCCGCAGCAUAUCUCAUCCCGUCAAUUCAGAGUGGCCUUCAAGACUGUGAUGCAGAUUGUAUCACCUCCCUUCCCCAUCGCAGAGCUGGAGCCGCAGCUAUCGGAGACACUUCUAGAGAUGCUUCGAGCUUCAAUUUCCACGGCGUCGACGAGUCUGCUGCCACCAACAGCAGAUAUCGUCGCACAAGCUGCGAUGGAAGAGACUCAGGAGGAGCGUCAUUCUCAGCAGAGUUCACUUGCUUUAGCUCUAGUUGAUUCACUCCCAUAUCUACCUCUUCCUCUGGUGGAAGAAUGGUUCACGAUUGCUGCUCAAGCCAUGAAUGAAAUUGAGGAUCCCGUACUAAGGGAACCAGUCAAGCAACGGUUCUUGCAGAUUCUCGUUAGUGGAGAGCUAGACGUGGAACGAGCAGCUAUUGGGGUAGCUUGGUGGGGAACUCGAGGAGGUCGAACACUGAUUCUCGGUGUAAACGCGGAACCUGCCAUGAUGAGCGGCGCGCUUCCUGGGCCUGACAGAUCUAGCCAUCUGUGAAGAUGACAUCCCUCGGCACAAUGUUGCCAUAGUGUGCAUGCACUGUUCUGGAUGAAUUCUUGACCUUGCCGGGUCAGAUAGUGUAUGCUUGCCGCAAAGUCAAAGACAAGCUUGUUGCACGUUGCAUUAAGGAUGUAAUAAAGUAACUCAAGCGGCAGCUAUUUGCAACUAUAGUUAUGUCCUGGAAUGGUGACGUUGUGAAACAUUUCAAGGGGUUUCGGGUCGUUGGGCUGAUCAUCUGGCUGUCGUGGGAAACCCCGCAGGCGCAUGUGGGCGUUACAGGUGUUGGGCUUGUUGCCGUGAGCCUCGAUGCAAUUGUGUCAUUUGUGCUUGAGUAUCUAGCCUCAAUAGGCGGUUUGUGCUCGAAGCAGAUCGAGAUCUACUAGGAAUUGGGUGUGUCUCCGUUGAAGAAGCCGGACACGCCGGGCGACGAUAGUUUGCUGAGAACGGGCAAUCACCACACGUGGGGAGACAGAGUAUUGGACAGGGCACGAACUGGAUGCCCUGAAGUUUGACUUAGCUUGGAUAUCUUUUGUUGGUGUGGUGGUCUGAGGAAUACCGAACAGCGAGGCGUGUUGGCCUGCCACCAACUCAUACACUCGUGAACUUGUUUGAGGACAAAGAUUGCAAGUUAUAACCGGCUCUUGUAAGAUAAUACGACCUUAAUAGAUAUGAAAAUCUGGGAAUGCACUCAUCAAUAUCAAGGAAACAAGCUACGAUAGGCAAUCAAAGGAUCAAUUGCCAAGGCAAGGGUCCUGGUGAAGCGGGGUUGCUAUUGCUACAGUACCUGUUCUCUCACUAUCAAGAGUGAGCAGUUGUUCUGGAACUUGAGUGGGGGAGUCAAGACAAGGUUGCUAGGCCCGAUUCCGAGCGCGAUCUUGACUUAGACCCCGU
Molecule: messenger RNA, 3151 nt
Organism: Fusarium odoratissimum NRRL 54006
Lineage: Eukaryota; Fungi; Ascomycota; Sordariomycetes; Hypocreales; Nectriaceae
Exons: 1
Coding region: 200-2257 (685 amino acids)
Source: RefSeq, a predicted model, not a curated record